AUGGCAGACAGACAGGCGGCGCGCCAGCCCCAGGGGAUAUCCCGGGCGCGACCGCCCGUGUCCAGCAGCGUCCGGCGCAACCUCUUCCAGAGCCAGCUCACCCGGCGGCCGACGCCAACGUCGUCGGGCGAGUCCGAGACCCUGCGCCUCGACGCCGACGCCCCGGCCGAGUCCUCCGACAUUGUUGUCCGGGACAAGAACGGCGAGGUGGAGCUGGACGAUCCACCCACGCCCCCGAUCGACGACCCGGAAGAGAUCGCGCUGGACCCGAGGCAGCAGAGUGAAAAGGAACGCCAACGGCUGGCGGACGUUGUGAAGCAUCAUCAAAUCAACCAGAAUAGUGUCCCCGCCCAGCCUGAAGAAAUCCUCGAGGCCGUCCGAGCAAGCUUGCGGGCAAAAGUGGCCGCCUUAUCAGAAGACAACUGGAUGUUUGAGAGGGAAGAGCCACCACGGUAUUCAUAA
This is a messenger RNA of Gaeumannomyces tritici R3-111a-1, 462 nucleotides long. RefSeq lists its product as hypothetical. The transcript has 3 exons. The record is from RefSeq and is a predicted model, not a curated record. NCBI's taxonomy places the organism in Eukaryota, Fungi, Ascomycota, Sordariomycetes, Magnaporthales, Magnaporthaceae. The coding region runs from base 1 to 462 and encodes 153 amino acids.